AUGGCCUCCGGAGAGCCCGCAAAGACCUACAAGGUCGCCGAUAUCAACCUCGCGGCCUUUGGUCGUCGUGAGAUCGAGCUGGCCGAGCAGGAGAUGCCAGGUCUCGUUGCCACCCGCCAGAAGUACGCCCAGGAGCAGCCUCUCGCCGGUGCUCGCAUCGCUGGUUGCUUGCACAUGACCAUCCAGACCGCCGUCCUCAUCGAGACCCUCAAGGCUCUCGGUGCUGAGAUCACCUGGACUUCCUGCAACAUCUUCUCCACUCAGGACCACGCCGCCGCCGCUAUCGCCGCCGGUGGCACCCCUGUCUUCGCCUGGAAGGGUGAGACCGAGGAGGAGUACCAGUGGUGCUUGGAGCAGCAGCUCAAGGCCUUCCCAUCUGGCAAGCCCCUCAACCUCAUCCUCGACGAUGGCGGUGACCUUACUGCCCUCGUCCACACCAAGUACCCCGAGAUGCUCGAGGGCUGCUACGGUGUCUCUGAGGAGACCACCACCGGUGUCCACCACCUCUACAAGAUGCUCAAGAACAAGGGCAAGCAGAACGGCCUCCUCGCACCCGCCAUCAACGUCAACGACUCCGUCACCAAGAGCAAGUUCGACAACCUCUACGGCUGCAGAGAAUCUCUCGUCGAUGGUAUCAAGCGUGCCACCGAUGUCAUGAUUGCGGGCAAGAUCGCUGUCGUUGCCGGUUACGGUGAUGUCGGCAAGGGCUGCGCUGAUGCUCUCCACGCCAUGGGUGCCCGUGUCCUUGUCACUGAGAUUGACCCAAUCAACGCUCUCCAAGCCGCCAUGGCCGGCUUCCAGGUUGUCACCAUGGAGGAGGCAGCACCAAUCUCGCAGAUCUUCGUCACCACCACCGGCUGCCGAGACAUCAUCGUUGGCAAGCACUUCGAGGUCAUGCGUGAGGACGCCAUCGUCUGCAACAUUGGCCACUUCGACAUUGAGAUUGACGUUGCCUGGUUGAAGAAGACCGCCAAGGAGACCGUCAGCAUCAAGCCACAGGUCGACCGCUUCCUCAUGCCCAACGGCCGCCACAUCAUCCUCCUCGCUGAGGGCCGUCUCGUCAACCUUGGCUGUGCUACCGGCCACAGCUCCUUCGUCAUGUCCUGCUCUUUCACUAACCAGGUCCUCGCCCAGAUCAUGCUUUACAAGGCCGGCGACAAGGCCUUCGCCAAGAAGUACAUCGAGUUCGGCCGUGCCGUCGAUGAUGAGGAGGUUGGUCUCCCCAAGAAGAAGGACGAGAACGAGCCAAAGACCUCGGUCGAGCGUCUCCCAACCGGCGUCUACACCCUGCCCAAGAUCCUCGACGAGCAGGUCGCUCUCCUCCACUGCGAGCACGUCAACGUGCACCUCACCAAGAUGACCCCAGUGCAGGCCGAGUACAUGAGCUUGCCAGUCGAGGGUCCCUUCAAGAGUGAGAUGUACCGUUACUAG
Molecule: messenger RNA, 1431 nt
Organism: Zasmidium cellare ATCC 36951
Lineage: Eukaryota; Fungi; Ascomycota; Dothideomycetes; Mycosphaerellales; Mycosphaerellaceae
Exons: 3
Coding region: 1-1431 (476 amino acids)
Biological process (GO): L-methionine cycle
Cellular component (GO): cytosol
Molecular function (GO): adenosylhomocysteinase activity
Source: RefSeq, a predicted model, not a curated record